Messenger RNA from Rhincodon typus (whale shark), 1147 nucleotides. RefSeq names its product melanoregulin (gene mreg). Gene Ontology annotation, biological process: melanosome transport. Gene Ontology annotation, cellular component: melanosome. Lineage: Eukaryota; Metazoa; Chordata; Chondrichthyes; Orectolobiformes; Rhincodontidae. The record is from RefSeq and is a predicted model, not a curated record. Bases 1 to 705 code for a protein of 234 amino acids. The transcript is spliced from 5 exons.
AUGGGGGAUAGGAAUAUAUUUUAUCGCAUAUGCUGUUCUUGCUGCAGAGGAGAUGAACCAGAAGAAAAGACUCCAAUCAUCAGCGACACGUUGCUCUACUUUGCCCAGGAAGCUCAGCGCAGGAGAUCAGAACAAGCAAAUUUGUGGAGUGAACCCCAUGAUACAUCCCACAUGGAGAGGGAUGAUGACCGGGAACUUUACAACUUGCUGCAGAAGCGGGCCAAGACACGGAGGGGCUCUCAGGGUUACCGCCGCCUCAGCUUUGACAUUCACGCAGUUCGCCAGGAACGCAGAGACGUACUGGGGAAAUGGAAGAUAAUUUUAGAAAACCUGGGUUUUCGCGCAGAGUCUGACAUGCUUCUGAAUGUGACAUCUGCAACCUCAUACAGCAGCAUGCGAAAUGCUCCCCAGGCAAAGAAACUGCUGGAUGUCCUGGCUCAAGAAACCUCAAUAUUUGAAAACAAAAUGCCAGCAGAGAGAUACAUCUUUGUUCUGGACAGACUGAUUGCAUUGGAUGCUGCAGAAGACUUUCUGUCAAAGGCCAAAACCUAUUAUCCUCGAGAUCAAAGCCCUGAGCUGGAGAAUGAGGGGCAGGAUUCAGCUGUUGUUCUAAUUAAAAAAUCAAAUGAAAUCAACUCGGUAACUGAUGAGGAACUGGAAGAAGUUGAUGAAGAUGCUCUGCUCUCAAGAUUAUUGGAAUUGUAAUCAUAAAUGCACCAUGGAAUUCCUGAUUCAUGUUUUCCAAAGAUUGCAGCAAUUAUUCUUCAUCUUCCCUGUUGGAAUUUACACAAGAUGGAAAGAAAUUGCAUUUCUUUCUCAGCCUCAGUAUAUUCCAAAGUGCUUUUACAACCAAUGAAGGACUUUUUGAAGUGUAGUGUAAGAAACGCAGCAGCCAAUUUACACAUAACAAGGUCCCACAGACGGUAAUGUGAUAAUCUGUUUUAAAUGUUAACUGGGGUUAAAAAUUAACCAGACACUGGAAGAACUCCCUCUGCUUUCCUUUCAAAUUAUGUCACUGGAUCUUUGACCUGCAUCACAGAGGAAAAUCAAUAGACAACAGUUGAGGCAAUGCAAAAUAAGAGUUCAAGGUGCUCUUUAAAUGCAGGUUGCUGAGCUGAAUGAGGUAUUCUCUGUGUCUGCGUGUAUG